GCGAUUUUUGGAAUUGCCCAAUAACAAAACUUCUUAUCAGAAACGAAAAUUCAUCGUUGGUCGGAAAAAAUUAAAUUAAAUGGUCAGGAAUAGAAAACAAAACAGUCAACAUGAAAAUUCCUCGAAACAAAAUUCAACUAAUUCGUCAUCAGAAAAAAAUAACAAUACAUCAACUACACACAAUAGUCAAGGAUCAUCACCACCUAGAAAGAAGAUGAUGUCUCUGUCAUCGUGGUAUGUUGCUGUUGGAAUCGCAAGCAUUGGGGUUGUGAUGUACUUUGUGUAUAUUGGAUAUUUGGAAACGAGAGUAAAUACGCCAAUUGAUGAGAAAAAAAUCGUGUCAAAAGAUCCAGACUCGGAGACUUAUUGGAAUACGUAUCGAGCAAAUACGUAUUUUGGACUUAAAACUAGAGAUCCACAUUCAGUUGUGUUCGGUCUAAUGUGGUAUUUUCCUCAUAUGCUUAAACAGAAUGGCGACGGUAUUAGACAUUGGUGUAAAUUAGAAGAUGGCUUAAAAAAGUACGGAUGGACACAACAUGAUGGAAAGAAUUUUGGUAUUCAGGAAAUACAUGACGAUGAUUUUCUCAUAACGACUUCCUUCAUCAAAUUCUAUACGAACAAGUUUGGUGGUGAAUGGACAGCACGAAUUAAUGUCCAACCAAAGAAUCCAAAUCGAACAGAUCCAAUGUCUUUAAUUUGGUACGCAGCUUUGGAUGAGAAAACGGAAGGAAAUUUGAAAGCUACUUAUUUAAAUACGUAUGGCAUUGAAGGUGAUGCAAAGAAUCUAGGAAACUUCAAAGUCAACUUACAUAGUACCCGAGGCAAAAUUAUUAAGCAAUCGUUCCUCAGUACAGUUGCACCGAGCCUGCAAUAUUUAAAAGAAACUGUCUUAUCAAAUUUGCGUCUAGCCAGCGAUAAAGUUACGAAGCAAAAGUUUAUUAUAUUAGCCGGUGAUACACUCGAUGAAACGACCAAACCUAAUUUUGUUGCUAUCCAAUUAAACGUUGAACUUCCAUUUACGUUAGAUAUAACUUUUCAAAAUACACCAAAUACUAGCUCUUUUUCUGAGGACCUUAUUCCAUUACCUGUUGCGGACGAUUAUACAAAACUAUUAGCUAAGAAAAGCACAGAGUUCCAAACGAGAUUUUCAGACGUGUUUCAAUUGAAGCAGAAAGGAUACAGCGAUGAGGAUAUUAAAGCAGCUGAAGCAGCAUUAUCGAAUAUGCUUGGAAGUAUCGGAUACUUUUAUGGAUCAUCUAAAGUUCAAAGCAUACACAAUAAAGGUCCAGUUCCCUAUUGGAAGGCUGCUUUGUUGUCAGCUGUUCCUUCACGUUCAUUCUUUCCCAGAGGAUUUCUAUGGGACGAAGGAUUUCAUGGCUUGUUAAUUUCAACAUGGGAUGUCGAUAUAGAAUUAGACAUCAUUAGUCAUUGGUUUGAUCUCAUUAACAUUGAAGGAUGGAUUCCGAGAGAGCAAAUUCUGGGCGUUGAAGCACUUGCCAAAGUUCCUGAACAAUUUGUCGUUCAACACAAUACGAAUGCCAAUCCUCCUACAUUCUUCAUUACACUUAAACACAUGCUUGACAAUUAUUUAGAAGAAAUGCUUAAAAGUAGGCGUUUAGCUGUUCUUGAAAGAUUAUAUCCUCGUCUGAAUGCUUGGUUCCAAUGGUUUAAUUCAACUCAACGUGGUGAAGUUUUAGGAACUUAUAGAUGGAGAGGUCGUCAAGAGAACAGCAUUCAUGAAUUAAAUCCAAAAACAUUAACUUCUGGACUUGAUGAUUUUCCUAGAUCGUCACAUCCAACCGAUUCUGAGAGACAUGUUGAUUUAAGAUGCUGGAUAGCAUUAGCAUCAAGUGUUAUGGUUCAGUUGGGUAAUAUGUUGGGAAAGAAUGUCGAAAAGUACGAAGAAACUUAUGAAUUCUUAACUGACAAUCAGCUCCUUCAAAGUCAACAUUAUUCAUCAAAAUCAAAAUCAUUUGCUGACUAUGGCUUGCACACAGAUUCCGUUUCACUUAAAAGACCCCCUCCUCCCCCGCCAAAUCCAAAUAAAAGUCCUUAUGAUAGACCACAAGUUCUUGAUAAGAUUCGCGUGGUAUAUGGCCAUCCUGAAUUGAAGCUUGUUGAUACGACAUUCGGCUAUGUAAACCUGUUUCCAUUUUUAUUGCAAAUUAUUGAGCCACACAAUCCAAUACUUGGCAUAACAUUGACAAAAAUGAGAGAUCCGGAUUUAAUAUGGACGAAUUAUGGAUUGAGGUCGUUAGCAAAGUCAUCUCCACUAUACAUGAAACGUAAUACCGAGCACGAUCCACCUUAUUGGCGCGGACAGAUUUGGAUCAACAUCAAUUACCUUGCACUAAGAAGUUUAUACUAUUAUAUGCAUCAAAAAGGUCCUUAUACGACACAAGCCAAAGAAGUUUAUACAGAACUAAGAAAUAAUGUUGUGGCAAAUGUCUUGAAGCAAUACAAGACUACAGGAUACAUUUGGGAGCAGUAUAGUGACCAAGGAAAAGGAAUGGGAUGUUAUCCAUUUACUGGAUGGUCAGCGCUCUUCGUCAUGAUUAUGUCAGAAAAAUAUUAAAAAAUAGUUGCUCAACUUGCAGUCAUCAUUUCCUUCAUAAACUGAAUUUUUUGAUUAAGAUAAAAAAAAAUAAUGUUAACGAUGUUUACGCGAAUCUAAUGUUUUGUAGAAUAUUGGAAGUUGUAGGAAAUGAGGAUAGAAAAAAUGGCCUAAUUAUUAUGAUCAAU
This is a messenger RNA of Chironomus riparius, 2742 nucleotides long. The record is from the annotation of a GenBank genome assembly. NCBI's taxonomy places the organism in Eukaryota, Metazoa, Arthropoda, Insecta, Diptera, Chironomidae.